GGUUCGCCCAUGCCCUACGUCAAGUGGAUGCAGGGAGCGGAGGACCUCACGCCCGAGGAUGACAUGCCCGUGGGCCGCAAUGUCUUGGAGCUCACGGAUGUCAAGGACUCCGCCAACUACACGUGUGUGGCCAUGUCCAGUCUGGGAGUCAUAGAAGCCGUUGCUCAGAUCACGGUGAAAUCCCUCCCCAAGGCUCCUGGGACGCCGGUGGUGACGGAGACGACAGCAACAAGUAUCACCAUCACCUGGGACUCUGGAAAUCCAGACCCCGUGUCCUACUAUGUCAUUGAAUACAAGUCUAAAAGCCAGGAUGGACCGUAUCAGAUCAAAGAGGACAUCACCACUACGCGCUACAGUAUCGGGGGGCUCAGCCCCAACUCUGAGUACGAGAUCUGGGUCUCUGCGGUCAACAGCAUCGGGCAGGGGCCUCCCAGCGAGUCAGUAGUCACUCGCACUGGGGAACAAGCUCCUGCCAGCGCCCCCCGUAACGUGCAGGGACGGAUGCUGAGCAGCACCACCAUGAUCAUCCAGUGGGAAGAACCGGUGGAGCCCAACGGGCAGAUCCGUGGCUACCGCGUGUAUUACACCAUGGAGCCCGACCAGCCCGUCAGCAACUGGCAGAAGCACAACGUGGACGACAGCCUCCUGACCACGGUGGGCAGCCUUCUCGAGGACGAAACCUACACCGUGCGGGUCCUGGCCUUCACCUCCGUGGGCGACGGGCCUCUUUCCGACCCCAUCCAGGUUAAGACGCAGCAAGGAGUUCCUGGGCAGCCGAUGAACUUCCGAGCAGAAGCCAAGACGGAGACGAGCAUCGUGUUGUCGUGGAGCCCUCCCCGCCAGGAGAUCAUAGUGAAGUAUGAGCUCCUCUAUAAGGAAGGAGAGCACGGCAGGGAGGUGCAGAAGAACUUCGAGCCGACAACCUCCUUCACUCUGGACGGCCUGAAGCCCAACACUGAGUAUGUCUUCCGCCUGGCCGCCCGCUCGGCUCUGGGCCUGGGCGCCUUCACCACGGAGGUCAGGGAGCGCACCUUGCAGUCUA
Messenger RNA from Apaloderma vittatum (bar-tailed trogon), 1042 nucleotides. Its product is annotated as receptor-type tyrosine-protein phosphatase S-like. Gene Ontology annotation, molecular function: cell-cell adhesion mediator activity. The transcript is spliced from 4 exons. The annotation marks the transcript as partial. NCBI's taxonomy places the organism in Eukaryota, Metazoa, Chordata, Aves, Trogoniformes, Trogonidae. The record is from RefSeq and is a predicted model, not a curated record. Gene Ontology annotation, biological process: brain development; cell-cell adhesion.